AUGAAGAAAGCUGAGCUAGUCUUCAUUCCAUCACCAGGUAUAACCCACCUCAUACCCGCAGUUGGGGUAGCAAAGCUUAUUGUAGACCGUGAUGAGAGGUUUUCAAUCACCUUCCUCAUCAUGAAGCUACGUGUUGACCCGAAGAUCGAUAGCUACAUUGAUUCAAUGAGUGCAGUCUGCAAACGUAUACGAUUCGUUGACUUGCCUAAACAUGAGCCUGAUCCCAACCAACCCAGCAGGUUUCUUUUUCAAAGGAUUGAAGCCCAGAAACAACCUGUCACAGAAGCAGUCUUUAAGCUUGUGAGUCGGUCCGAGUUAAGCCCUGACUCGCCCAGACUUGCUGGGAUUGUUGUUGAUAUGUUUUGUACAUCAAUGAUAGAUGUUGCCAACGAAUUUGGUGUUCCCUCUUAUCUUUUCUUUGUAUCAAGCGCUUCUUUUCUCGCUCUUGAGUUUUAUAUUGAAGUUCUUCAUGAUGAGCAGAAGGUUGAUCCUACUGAGUUGAAGGACUCGAAUGCUGAGCUGGUAGUGCCGUUUCUUGCAAACCCACUUCCUGCUAAGGUCUUGCCUUCUGCUAUGCUUAAGAAAGAGUGGCUGUCUCUUCUCCUCGGUCAAGUUAGAAGGUUUAAGGAAUUUAAGGGUGUCCUGGUAAAUACAUUUGAAGAGUUGGAGUCCCCAGCUGUGAACUUCUUCUCUAAUGGUAACACUCCUCGAGUAUACCCAGUGGGCCCGCUUUUGAAUCUUAACAGAGAUGGUGAUCCGGAUGGAAGCAACACCUACGAAGAUAUUAAACAAUGGCUUGAUGAUCAACCUCAGUCCUCAGUAGUGUAUCUAUGUUUUGGGACGCUGGGAAGUUUCGACGUCGACCAGGUAAAAGAAAUUGCAUGUGCUUUAGAGCAGAGUGGGAAUCCAUUCUUGUGGUCUCUACGUCAACCACCGCCGAAAGGUAAGAUGGAAGCUCCAAGUGAUUAUCUGAAUCCUCAAGAAGUCUUACCUGAAGGAUUCUUAGAUCGAACGGCCGGAAUCGGAAAAAUAAUCGGAUGGGCUCCUCAAAUAGAUAUUUUGUCACAUUCUUGUAUCGGAGGAUUUGUAUCGCAUUGUGGAUGGAAUUCGGUAUUGGAAAGCAUAUGGUUUGAUGUUCCAAUUGCCACAAUACCAUUGUAUGCAGAGCAUCAACUAAGUGCUUUCCAAAUGAUUGUUGAGUUAGGAUUGGCAGUGGAGAUUAAAAUGGAUUACAGAUUAGAUUUCUUCAAUACGGAAGGUAAUGAAAGUGUUAUUACUGCUAAAGAAAUAGAGAGAGGAAUAAGAUGUUUAAUGGAGUUUGAUCCUGAGAAAAGGAAAAAGUUGAAAGAAAUGAGUGAAAAGAGUAGGAAAGCUUGGAUGAGCGGUGGAUCAUCGUACACAUGGUUAAAUCGUUUGAUUCAAGAUAUGAUAGACGACAUGCCAUGA
Molecule: messenger RNA, 1446 nt
Organism: Dovyalis caffra
Lineage: Eukaryota; Viridiplantae; Streptophyta; Magnoliopsida; Malpighiales; Salicaceae
Source: the annotation of a GenBank genome assembly